AUGGCCUCGCUCUCCGGGAUGCACUCUUCGGGCGCGACCAUCAACCCGUACGAGGAGGCGCAGCUGUACACGACCAACUUUGAGCGGGAGCGGUACGAAAACAUGUCGACGCUCUUUAGCGUCAUUGUGACGCUCGACUACCUCGAGCGCGCCUACGUGCGCGAGUCGAUCCGCGAGACAGACUACGCGCCCGCCUGCACCCGCCUCCUGGCGCAGUACAAGACGAUCCUCAAGCUCGUCGUCGAUCAGGAGGCCGCAUCGUCGCACCCCAUCCGCGACGUCGCAGACUUUAUGCGGCUGUACAAGAUGGACCACCCGGCCGCCGCCCACCGCCUCAGCAUCGGCGUACCCGCCACCGUCGAACACGCAUCCUCGUCCUCGUCCCAGACCUCGAGCGAGAGGGCAAAGUGGGUCGCCGAGACGACGCAGAACUUCAUCACUUUCAUGGACGCCCUCAAACUCAAGCUGCGCGCAAAGGACCAGCUGCACCCGCUCCUCAGCGAGCUGAUGCGCGGCUACAGCAGGAGCGACGAGGUGUCCAAGGACAAGGACGGCGGAGAAAUCAGGGCCAAGCUGCUCAACUGGCUCAUCAAGCUCAACCAGAUGAAGGCCAGCGACGAGAUCGACGAGGACCAGGCACGGCAGAUGCUCUUCGACGUCGAGGGCGCCUACAACUCCUUCUUCCGCGCGCUCCAGGACGGCUGA
Molecule: messenger RNA, 705 nt
Organism: Pseudozyma flocculosa PF-1
Lineage: Eukaryota; Fungi; Basidiomycota; Ustilaginomycetes; Ustilaginales; Ustilaginaceae
Exons: 3
Coding region: 1-705 (234 amino acids)
Biological process (GO): protein transport to vacuole involved in ubiquitin-dependent protein catabolic process via the multivesicular body sorting pathway
Cellular component (GO): ESCRT I complex
Molecular function (GO): protein-containing complex binding
Source: RefSeq, a predicted model, not a curated record